Molecule: messenger RNA, 5556 nt
Organism: Crotalus tigris (Tiger rattlesnake)
Lineage: Eukaryota; Metazoa; Chordata; Lepidosauria; Squamata; Viperidae
Gene: SLU7
Product: SLU7 homolog, splicing factor
Exons: 17
Coding region: 239-1975 (578 amino acids)
Biological process (GO): mRNA splicing, via spliceosome
Cellular component (GO): spliceosomal complex
Molecular function (GO): pre-mRNA 3'-splice site binding
Source: RefSeq, a predicted model, not a curated record
CUGCCUUGUGGGAAGCGGAAAAACACCGGAAGUGGGGCUCCAAUGAGCGUCGUAGGCCCCGUGGCGCAGGAAGGGUGAUCUGUGACUUGGAUCCUAGACUGUUCACAACAACCAAUAAAAACCAGAAUAACAAUAGAAAACCCUUCCCAUCAGAUGCCAGAUCAACCACACUAUUAACUUCUUGACUCAACCCUCAUCCAAGCCCGGUAUUUGGGGCCGAAGAACAGAAUCUGGGAGCAUGGAAACUAUAGCUGCUAAUCCUCCUGGAGGAUCAAAUGGCUUGGAAGAACCCAAGAAGAUGACGAGAGAAGAUUGGAGAAAGAAGAAGGAAUUGGAAGAACAACGAAAACUGGGAAAUGCACCAGCUGAAGUGGAUGAAGAAGGAAAAGACAUCAAUCCUCAUAUUCCCCAGUACAUUUCCUCAGUGCCAUGGUAUAUAGAUCCUUCAAAAAGGCCUACACUGAAACAUCAGAGACCUCAGGAAGAGAAACAAGAAGAAUUUACAUCACUAGGAGAAUGGUAUAAGCGAGGAGUUAAAGAGAAUGCUGUUUCAACCAAAUACCGUAAAGGUGCUUGUGAGAACUGUGGUGCAUUGACCCAUAAGAAGAAAGAUUGCCUAGAGAGACCUAGAAAAGUUGGAGCAAAAUUUACAGGAACGAACAUUGCACCAGAUGAGCACAUGCAGCCUCAAUUGAUGUUUGAUUAUGAUGGGAAAAGAGACCGUUGGAAUGGUUAUAACCCAGAAGAGCAUAUGAAGAUUGUAGAAGAAUAUGCCAAGGUUGAUCUAGCUAAACGCACACUCAAAGCUCAGAAACUGCAGGAAGAACUGGCUUCAGGAAAACUAACAGAGCAAGUGAAUUCUCCACGACAUCGAUGGGGAGAAGAGGAACCAAAUUCACAAACGGAAAGAGAUCAUAACAGUGAAGAUGAAGACGAAGACAAAUAUGCAGAUGACAUUGAUAUGCCUGGACAGAAUUUUGACUCCAAAAGACGCAUUACAGUCCGAAACUUGCGUAUUCGAGAAGAUAUCGCUAAAUACCUACGAAAUCUAGACCCCAAUUCUGCCUAUUAUGAUCCUAAAACCAGAGCAAUGAGGGAGAAUCCUUAUGCCAAUGCAGGAAAGAAUCCAGAUGAAGUCAGUUAUGCAGGAGAUAACUUUGUUCGUUACACGGGAGCCACCAUUUCCAUGGCCCAAACUCAGUUGUUCGCCUGGGAGGCCUAUGAAAAAGGCUCUGAAGUUCAUCUUCAAGCAGAUCCUACAAAACUUGAACUCUUGUACAAAUCUUUCAAAGUGAAAAAAGAAGACUUUAAACAACAGCAGAAAGAAAGCAUCUUAGAGAAGUAUGGAGGCGAAGAACAUCUGGAUGCCCCACCAUCAGAAUUGUUACUUGCUCAGACAGAAGACUAUGUGGAGUAUUCUAGACAUGGAACCGUUAUUAAAGGACAAGAGAAGGCUGUUGCUCGCUCUAAAUAUGAGGAGGAUGUAAGGAUCAACAACCACACAUGUAUUUGGGGUUCUUACUGGAAAGAAGGAAGAUGGGGCUAUAAAUGCUGCUACUCAUUUGUCAAGUUUUCAUACUGUACAGGAGAAGCUGGAAAGGAAAUUGCUGAUGCCAGUGAAGAAUUGCUAACUGAGGUGCAUGAGGACGAGCAGUUAACCAAACCCAAAACUCUAGUGGAGAUACACCAACAAAAACAAAAAGAAGAAAAGAAGAAGAGAAAGAAAAAGCAUAAGAAGAGUACAAGUUCUGAUAGUGAGGGAGAAGAAAGAAAGAAACAAGAAAAAUUGAAAAAGGCACUGAAUGCAGAAGAAGCCCGUCUCCUUCAUGUGAAAGAAAUCAUGCAAUUAGAUGAGAGAAAGAGACCAUAUAAUAGCAUGUAUGAAAACCGAGAACCAACAGAGGAGGAAAUGGAGGCUUACCAAAUGAAGCGCCAGCGACCAGAUGAUCCCAUGGCCUCUUUUCUGGGGCAAUAGUUUUGGGCAAAGGACUUGUAAAUAGGCGUCUAAAUGGAUCAAUGUUGUAUGUGGGUCACUUUCCCUUAGUAAGUUGUCAGCUGAAAUGGCCUGUUCUUUCGCAUCACACUAGAGCAUGGCCCAGCCAUCCUGGAGCUCUCCAAAUAGAAAGAGAGCCAGCCAGAGUUCUGUUUGUUAAGCAGGUUUGCUCAAAUCCUUGAAAUGUGCUGAAUGAAUUUCUGAAUUUCAAAAAAAAAAAAAAAAGCUAUAUUGAUUGGAAGAGUCAGAAAAUAUUGCAGAUACCAAACAGCCCACAGUUGAUAGAGUCUGUUUCAAAAAUACGUAAUUGUUUACUUCCCUGAAUAGAUUAAAGUUGACUUUGGUGAAAACUCUCUGAAUCUAAUAGAAUUUCACAAUUCUGAAAUGGUUCUCAGUUCUUCAGCAGAAUUUAUUUUAGCAUUCCAGUUAUUAAAAGUGGUGCAGAUAUUGCACUUCUAACAGGUUACGUUAUUCUGUUGCAUGUAAAGAUUCUGUUUUCCUAUAGACUCAUCUAUGGACCCCUGAGCUUUUUUGUUUUAUAUCAGUCUGCCCAUACUUGUUCAUGUUGGCCUGGAAUUUUAGCAGUUGUAGUGUCACGAUAUCAAAAAAAGCAUAAUGUUGAGGGAAAAUCUUUUACAUUCUUUUAAAAGCAUUGUGAUUUUGAAUGAUUUUCAGCUUAGUAAUUAUUUUUGGAAUUCAAGAAUAACGAAUUCAAAUUCUUAUGAGUUUGGAAAUGCUUUAAUUCUAACUGUAAUAUUUUAACAAAAUGUUGAGUCUUAUGGUAUCAAAGGGUUAGGGUUAGGGUUCAUUAAUUGUAACAUAUGCCUGGAUUGACUGUGCCUAGUCAAACUGAGGGCCUCAAAUUGGAGGGAGGUUUUACCACGUCAACAUGGCAAGCCAGAAAUUACUGAAAUGCAAAGAGUACAGACCAACGUUAGUAUGUAAUGCUCAAUUGAGAAGUAUAAUGGAUAUUUAUAUUAGUUGAAGUGUGAUUGCUAAUUUUCCUGGCUCUAGUAUUUAAUUGUGGAAGGAAAAAACUCAUUUUGACCUAAUUAUAAAUUAAUAGAAUCAAACUGGGCAAUAUGCAUUAGAUUAAUCAUUUCUCCCUUAGGAAAAUUCCUAAGGUUGCUUAUUAUUGCUGUUUCUUAUGGAGCUGUCUUUUUUGGCCAAAAUUAUCCCUCUGGUUAUAAUAGAAAGGCAUUGCUGGCAAGUGAUGGGAUAUUUUUUACUGUGCUUCCUCAAAAGUAAACCCACCCCCAAAAGUAAGUCCCAGAUGAUUUUCGGAGAGUGGGCCUAAUAUAAGCCCUCCUCCCAAAAGUGAGCCCUACUUAACGACCAGCACAGAUGGCCUGCAAAGCCGAUGGAGGAGGGGGGAUCUGACCCACAGUACCGGUAUAUUGGUUCCUUACCACCGCCCGGCUUGUUCCACAGCCUUAUGGCAGUGGCAUUGGGCAUGAGGCGGCAAAUGGCCAGUUUCAACGGGCCACGGCGCCACUGUUUGCCGCCAGCCGUGGGCAUUUGCCACCACGUUAGGGUUGGGGGGGAGUGAGGGUUAAGCUUUGGUCGGCCUGCUACCCCCACCUUGGCGCCCUUCCCGUCACCGCCCAGCACAGCCACCCCGGGGCUGCAGGGGUCAGCCUGGCACGGGAAGGACACGCUGCCUGCCCACCCCAGGACCUUACCUGGUCCGCCACCAGCUUCUCCAUCCCAUGCACAGGUCCUGCCCCACCCCCAUGUGCUCGUGGCCUACUGGUACCGGCAAAAAGUAAGCCCUCCCCAAAAGAAAAUCCUAGUGCUUACUUUAGAGCCCAAAAGAAAGUAAGACCAGGUCUUACUUUCGAGGAAACAUGGUAAAUACAGAUGAAUUGAAUUUGACACUUAAAAAGUAGAAAAUAAUAGAGAAUAUUUUGACAUUUGUAAUUGCAGCAUAGAAAAAAAAGACCCUGUUUUAAAGCAUAUUAUUCCAAAAAUGUCUAUUUUUACAUAAGCUUUUUAUUAUCUCAGUUUUUAUAAGUUAAUAAUUCCCUUAUUCUUUUACACUAAUCUUUAUGUUUAGGUCCAAGUAUUGUUUUCCAGUGUAACGCAACAUCUUAGUAGUAAGUUAGACUCUUAGUAAAACUAGAUUGAUUUUAAAAUCUGUAAAUUCCAUACUAUCUUGUUUGAGGAUUUUAUCUGCAAAAGAAAAACUUUUGUAUUUCAUAAAUUUCAAGGGCUUUUAUUCUGAACUGACACUUGGAAACCUCAUCAAAAUACUUCUAGGGGUUUUAGUUGCAAGAAAGCCAGCACACCACUAAGACUUGCAAUACUGUACCAGAUUUUAUACAAUGGGGGGAAAAUGGGAAAAAUAAUAAUUUUGCACAGUAACCAUCACUGAAUUUGGGUUUGCACUUUAAACUGAAUUGGAUUCUAGAAAAGCUAUUGUUUUUUAGAUCUGUCCAAUGCUUUUCAUGAGCCAUAUCCAAUACAGCCCAGGAAAGGUUUUUCAUAUUGUCAUAUUUGGGUUUUUUUCUAAUUCAGUUCUUAUCCUAUGUUUUUCCACAUAUGUUUUUCCACAUAAUCUUUUUUAUAUCUUUCCUUUAUUUUAUACUGUAAUUGCUAACAGCAGGAGAACCUACUCACAGUCUACAUCUACCUCUGUUUCUCUUUAGUGAGUGUAGUAGAAGGCUGAUAUCCAAAAUAACAUAUCACCAUCUGUGAUUGUCCUAAUACAAAUUACACUGGAGUUUAUUUACCACAUAAAUAUUGGACUAUGUUCUGGCAUAUUACGUUAAUUGUAAACGAGGUAGUGCUAAUUUAAAAUAUGAGCCCCAUUUUAGCCUAAACUAAAUCGUACUGUUAUUUUGCUUCACAUCUCUGAACAUUUCAUUUUUUUAAGGGCUUUUAGCUAUACAAAUCUAAACAGCAGUUAAAAUUGCCUCAUAAAGUCUAAUAUAUCCUAAGCUAAGCAUUUUGUUUUGCUGUUAGAAUAGUUUACAAGAUCUCUUGGACACUGCACAAACUCUCCCAGAUUUCAUAAGAAGCAACAAUGCUCCAGUAAAGAACAUACCGGUAGCUUAAUAUUGCACAGUUUGCCAAGGCUGGAACAAAGGGGGCUAAAGCUUGGAAACGGAGGACAACUAAAAAGAAGUACAGUAAGGCACAGUCAAAGCAUCCUGAUGGUGAGGGGGUCACUGGUUUACAUAAAGAAACAAGCAAAAAGAUCACAAACAUGCUCUUGUCAGUUUUAUUGCACCAUUUAAUGUCACACUUGAAAAAGACAACAAGAACUGGAAUUAUAGGUAGUUUUUGACUUAAAACCAUCUAGUGACCAUUUGAAGUUACAAUGGCACUGAAAAAAGUAAUUUAUGACUGUUUUUCACACAAUUGUUGCAGCUUCCCCAUGGUCAUGUGAUCAAAAUUUGGACGCUUAGCAACUGGCAUGUAUUUAUGACAGGUGUAGUAUUCCUUACAUUUCUUUAACAAAAAAAAAGAAUCCAUUCUAGGUGGCUAAAAGGCCUUUUGUUAAAUGUGUGUAUUUUAUAAAUGGAAGCUUUGUUUAUUUAAAUAAAACUUUCUCCAAAGUG